GGUUUCCACGUGACUCUGACGUGUUUUUACUCUCUGGAUUUCUGAGGGUGUGAAGCUUUAUAUAUACAGUCUAUGGUGUGAAGGCGUCCUCAGAUCAGAUGCAGGCAGACUCAGGACUGAAGAGGAAGAGAUUAGCAGAGUUUCCUUCUCACCUGAAGAGAGUCUCCCAUAGCAAACACCACACUCUGCUGGACCUGGACCUGGACCUGGACCUGGACCUGGACCUGGACCUGGACCUGGACCUGGACCUGGACCUGGACCUGGACCUGGACCUGGACCCAGCUCUGUGUCCAGUAACCAGCUUACUGCCAGAGACCAGAACCAGGUGGGGGCUCUGCUAUGGAUCAGUGUGAGGACAGAGAGGAGGAAGCCCCCCCCUCUAAAAGCUCUGGGGAACAUGACAGCCAGACCAAAGCUCAGAGCCCAGAGCAAAUACCUCAUUCUGCUGGAGCUGGAGCUGGAGCUGGAGCUGGAGCUGGAGCUGGAGCUGGAGCUGGAGCUGGACCCAGCUCUGUGUCCAGUAACCAGCUUACUGCCAGAGACCAGAACCAGGGAAAAAAGAUGGAGACACCUAGAAAAGUCCUAUUAAGAACUUUAGAAAGUUUGUUGGAAAAGGACUUUAAAGGAUUCAAGUGGCACCUGCAGGAGGAGGUCCUAGAACUCCCAGGAAUCCCAAAGAGUCGACUAGAGGAAGCAGACCGGAUGGACACAGUGAAUCUGAUGUUUCUGCACUACCGCAUACACACCAUUAAAGUGACCAGAGAAGUUUUGGGGGAGAUCAAUCAGAAUGAUCUAAAAGAAAAAUUAUCAAACAUCCCAUCAGACCCUACAGAUAUUCUCACUAAGUGCCAAGGUGAACUCAAAUCAAACCUGAAGAAAAAAUAUGAAAAUAUCAAAUUUAUGGAAAAAUCUGAAUCCCUACAUAAAAUCUACACGGAGAUCUACAUCACCAGGGGACACACCGGAGAGGUCAACAAGGAACAUGAGAUCAGACAGAUCGAACAAGCAUCCAGUAAACCAGGCAGAUCAGAAACACCCAUCAGACAAGAAGACCUCUUUAAAGGCUCAACUGAAAGAGGUACACCAAUCAGAGUGAUGACAAAGGGAGUGGCUGGCAUUGGGAAAACAGUCUUAACACAGAAGUUCACUCUGGACUGGGCUGAAGGCAAAGCCAACCAGGACAUCCAGUUCAUAUUUCCAUUCACCUUCAGAGAGCUGAAUGUGGUGAAAGAGAACAAGUACAGCUUGGUGGAACUUGUUCAUCACUUCUUCUCUGAAACCAGAGAGGCAGGAAUCUGCAUGUUUGAUCAGUUCCCGGUUGUGUUCAUCUUUGACGGUCUGGAUGAGUGUCGACUUCCUCUGGACUUCCACAACACUGACAUCCUGACUGAUGUCUCAGAGUCCACCUCAGUGGAUCGGCUGCUGACAAACCUCAUCAGGGGGAAGCUGCUUCCCUCUGCUUGCCUCUGGAUAACCACACGACCUGCAGCAGCCAAUCAGAUCACUGAGUGUGUGGACAUGGUGACAGAGGUCCGAGGGUUCACUGACCCACAGAAGGAGGAGUACUUCAGGAAGAGAUUCACAGAUCAGAAGCUGGCCGGCACCAUCAUCUCCCACAUCAAGACCUCACGAAGCCUCCACAUCAUGUGCCACAUCCCAGUCUUCUGCUGGAUCUCUGCUUCAGUUCUGGAGGACAUGUUGAAAACUGAGGGAGGAGAGCUGCCCAAGACCCUGACUGAGAUGUACAUCCACUUCCUGGUGGUUCAGUCCAAAGUGAACGUCAAGUAUGAUGGAGGAGCUGAGACAGAUCCACACAGGAGUCCAGAGAGCAGGAUGAAGAUGAUGGAGUCUCUGGGAAAACUGGCUUUUGAGCAGCUGCAGAAAGGCAACCUGAUCUUCUAUGAGUCCGACCUGAGAGAGUGUGGCAUCGAUAUCAGAGCAGCCUCAGUGUACUCAGGAGUGUUCACACAUGUCUUUAGAGAGGAGAGAGGAACGUACAAGAACACAGUGUUCUGCUUCGUCCAUCUGAGCGUUCAGGAGUUUCUGGCUGCUCUUCAUGUCCAUCUGACCUUCAUCAACUCUGGAGUCAACCUGCUGAAAGAAGAACCAACAAACUCCUGGCUGCCUAAAGUCUUCAGACCCAAACCUAAACUAACAGAUCUCUACCAGAGUGCUGUGGACAAGGCCUUACAGAGUCCAAACGGACACCUGGACUUGUUCCUCCGCUUCCUCCUGGGUCUUUCACUGCAGACCAAUCAGAAACUCCUACCCGACCUGCUGACGCAGACAGGAAGUAGCUCAGAGAUCAACCAGAAAACAGUGAAAUACAUCAAGAAAAAGAUAAGAAAGAACCCGUCUCCGGAGAAAAGCAUCAACCUGUUCCACUGUCUGAAUGAACUGAAUGAUCGUUCUCUAGUGGGGGAGAUCCAACAGUCCCUGAGAUCAGGAAGUCUCUCCACAGAUAAACUGUCUCCUGCUCAGUGGUCAGCUCUGGUCUUCAUCUUACUGUCAUCAGAAGAUGAUCUGGAAGAGUUUGACCUGCAGAAAUACUCAGCUUCAGAGGAGGCUCUUCUGAAGCUGCUGCCAGUGGUCAAAGCCUCCAGGAAAGCUCUGCUGAGUGGCUGCAAACUGUCAGAGAGAAGCUGUGAAGCUCUGUCCUCAGUCCUCAGCUCCCACUCUUCUAGUCUGAGAGAGCUGGACCUGAGUAACAACGACCUGCCGGAUUCAGGAGUGAAGCUGGUAUCUGCUGGACUGGAGAGUCCACACUGUGAACUGGAGACUCUCAGGUUAACUGGCUGUAACCUGUCGGAGAGAAGCUGUGAAGCUCUGUCCUCAGUCCUCAGCUCCCAGUCCUCUAGUCUGAGAGAUCUGGACCUGAGUAACAACGACCUGAAGGAUUCAGGAGUGAAGCUGCUGUCUGAUGGACUGGAGAGCCCACACUGUGAACUGGAGACUCUCAGGUUAACUGGCUGCAACCUGUCAGAGAGAAGCUGUGAAGCUCUGUCCUCAGUCCUCAGCUCCCAGUCCUCUAGUCUGAGAGAUCUGGACCUGAGUAACAACGACCUGAAGGAUUCAGGAGUGAAGCUGCUGUCUGAUGGACUGGAGAGUCCACACUGUACUCUGGAGACUCUCAGGUUAACUGGCUGCAACCUGUCGGAGAGAAGCUGUGAAGCUCUGUCCUCAGUCCUCAGCUCCCAGUCCUCUAGUCUGAGAGAGCUGGACCUGAGUAACAACGACCUGAAGGAUUCAGGAGUGAAGCUGCUGUCUGAUGGACUGGAGAGUCCACACUGUGAACUGGAGACUCUCAGGUUAACUGGCUGCAACCUGUCGGAGAGAAGCUGUGAAGCUCUGUCCUCAGUCCUCAGCUCCCAGUCCUCUAGUCUGAGAGAGCUGGACCUGAGUAACAACGACCUGAAGGAUUCAGGAGUGAAGCUGGUAUCUGCUGGACUGGAGAGUCCACACUGUGAACUGAAGACUCUCAGGUUAACUGGCUGUAACCUGUCGGAGAGAAGCUGUGAAGCUCUGUCCUCAGUCCUCAGCUCCCAGUCCUCUAGUCUGAGAGAGCUGGACCUGGGUAACAACGACCUGAAGGAUUCAGGAGUGAAGCUGGUAUCUGCUGGACUGAAGAGUCCACACUGUGAACUGGAGACUCUCAGUCUGUCCGGCUGUCUGGUCACAGAGGAAGGCUGUGUUUCUCUGGCUUCAGCUCUGAGCUCCAACCCCUCCCAUCUGAGAGAGCUGGACCUGAGCUACAAUCAUCCAGGAUACUCAGGAGAGAAGCUGCUGUCUGCUGGACGGGAGGAUCCACUCUGCAGUCUGGAGACACUCAGGCUGGACCGUGGUGGAGAGCAGAGGUUCAGAGCAGGUGUGAGGAAGUAUUCCUGUGGACUCACCCUGGACUCAAACACAGUGAGCAGAGGCCUCAAACUGUCUGAGGACAACAGGACGGUGACAUGUGUGGAGGAGAAGCAGCCAUAUCCUGAUCAUCCAGAGAGGUUUGAGUGGGCUCAGCUGAUGUGCAGAGAAGCUCUGACUGGUCGCUGUUACUGGGAGGUCGAGUGGAGAGGAGGGGUUAUUAUAGCAGUGACUUACAGAGGAAUCAGGAGGAGAGGAGGCGGAGUGGAAUGUGUGUUUGGAGAGAAUGAUCAGUCCUGGAUUCUGUACUGCUCUGAUAGAGGGUACUCUGUCUAUCACAAUAAGAGAAGAACAGACAUCUCCUCCUCCUCCUCCUCCUCCUACUCCUCCUCCUCCUCCUCCUCCUCCCCCUCCUCCUCCUCCUCUUCCUCCUCCUCCUCCUCUCGUAGAGUAGCAGUGUAUCUGGAUCAUGCUGCUGGCUCUCUCUCCUUCUACAGAGUCUCCUCCUCCUCACUGAUCCUCCUCCACACCUUCAGAGCCACAUUCACUGAACCUCUCUACGCUGGGUUUGGGUUCUGCCCUGACUCCUCAGUGUCUCUGUGUCCUCUGUGUCCUCUGUAGGAGGAGACCACUUCCUGUCCUAGGUCACAUGGUGUUUUAAAUGGAGGCUUCUCAUUGGUUACCGUGUGUCUCACUGAUUGUGUCUGUAAUAAAGUUUUCUUGAAGCAACGUAUUAAAGCUGAUCCUGAAGACUGUAGUGAUCGAUACGUUCAAUAAAGAUUUAGAACAAG
Messenger RNA from Trematomus bernacchii (emerald rockcod), 4646 nucleotides. RefSeq names its product NACHT, LRR and PYD domains-containing protein 12-like. The transcript has 15 exons. Gene Ontology annotation, molecular function: protein binding. Lineage: Eukaryota; Metazoa; Chordata; Actinopteri; Perciformes; Nototheniidae. The coding region runs from base 340 to 4476 and encodes 1378 amino acids. The record is from RefSeq and is a predicted model, not a curated record.